AUGCCUUCAUAUGACUUAUCAAACGAGAAGAACCGAGUCAAAGAGACAAUGGUCGCCGUUGAGUCCCGGCACGAAUUCGAAAUGUUCACUAAGAAGAUUUUAUAUGUGGUCACCGCUAUGCGAUUGAACUUUAUUGAUCCGGCGCAUUGGAAUUGCAGGAAAAUAAUCAAUGCAAUAAUUACAACGAUAAUGCUUGGAUUAGCUUGUUACAGCCUGAUUUAUACGAUGCAUAACACGUUUAGUAUGACUCAUUCAGCAAUGAUGAUGUCAUCAAAAUUAUUGACGAUCGCUUGGUCUAUUCAAUCAAUAGUUUCUGUGUGUUUUCUUAUCUACUGGCAGGUGAAUGGACAUAUGAAAUCUUUUCAUCGACAAAUUAUGGAGUGCCAGGAUGGUGUUGGGAUACGAGAAGGAAGAAAAAUGAUUAUAAAGAAUAUCAUCUGGUUCUAUUCGGUCAUAUUCAUAGAAAUAUUCAUUAUUUCUUUGUAUAAUAUUGCCUACUACGUCGGUAACAACCACUCGGAUUUUGUCAUUCGACAGGCGAAGAUGUUCUACUUUUCACAACUUCGUUUUUUAAAUAGCGUUAUCACACUUUACACCUAUAUAGCAUGGAAUGCAUGUAUGUUCCUCUAUAUUAUUUAUACAAAUGCUGCAUUCUUGGAAAUCAAGCAUUUCAACGAUGAACUUGAGAAGCUUGACGGUGCUGCAGAUGAUGUUGAGUUUCAGCUUCUAAACAAAAUGGAAACUUACGGUCGACUAUGUGGUAUAGUUAGGGAGUUGGACCGAAUCUUCAGACUCUAUGCAUUUAUUAUGCUCGUCAUCAUAAUUCCAUCCGUAAUAUUCACUCUUAUGAUGUUGAAUCAACUUAUUCACGGCAUUAAAGACUUCAUCAUUUGUAUGCCAUCAAUCGCACUCUGUGUUUACAGUUUCCUUGGGGUUACUGUAGCGCCGGCAAGGCUGCACGAUGAGGUCGGCCGUUCGAGGAUAUGCCUUAUUCGAAAUGAAUCCGUUUGGUUUCCAUAUAGGAAAGAUGUUUUCACUAUUGCACAAGUACUUUCCUCACAUAUGGAACAAUAUGAUUUGGGGAUUUCUAUUUGGGGAUUUGCUAUUCUUUCCAGGCCAUUGGUUCUUGCGACAUUCUCUGUUAUGGCAAUGGUACUUUCCGUAAUUAUUGAGUUAACACCAACUUCACAUAUGAUCGAAAUUAUUAACUGCACUACCUCAACUGCUCUAUGA
This is a messenger RNA of Necator americanus (New World hookworm), 1233 nucleotides long. RefSeq lists its product as uncharacterized. The transcript is spliced from 11 exons. Bases 1 to 1233 code for a protein of 410 amino acids. NCBI's taxonomy places the organism in Eukaryota, Metazoa, Nematoda, Chromadorea, Rhabditida, Ancylostomatidae. The record is from RefSeq and is a predicted model, not a curated record.